AUGAGUAACAAAGCAAAUGUGUCACGUAAAAGUAAUUUAUCACAAGAAACGUCAACGAGAAGUCGCGAUGAUCGUAAAAGAACGUCGACGUCGAAAAAAGAAGAUGAAAAAAAAUCAAGCGUAACGUCGAGUAAAAAAAAAGUUGAAAAUACUGUAACCAAAGAUCUAAUUAAAUCUUCUUCAGGUAAUUCAGGUCGAGCUGAACGUUCGAUCAACAAAAAUUUAAAUCCCACGAGUUCAAAAAAUUUGAAUCUGCAUAAAUCAAGUUCGUCUAAGACACAAGGAACGAUUGCUAAUGGAGUUAAAAGUAGGAUAAAACAAAGUAGUGAUGAAAAAAGAGGUCUGAGUACGAUUUAUAUGCCCAGUAAAAAAAGUCAUAGUACUUCCAAACAAAAUAGUGAGUAUAGUAAUAAAUCAAAUGUUACAAAUAAAGAUAGUACUGGUACUGGUACCAAAAUAAAUACCAGUAAAACGAGAAUGUCGUCGAGAGAACGUAAAAAGUCACGCACUCUCAGUCCUAGUGAAGUCAAAAUGUUAAAUAGAAAUGUUAAUUUAGAUAUUUCUGGUCCGGUAGUAUCUAAACGUGAGCCAUCACCAGAGUAUGAGUAUGAAGAUGAUUUCGAAGAUUAUGAAUCGGAUUUUCAAGAGUGUACUGAUUCGGAGGCGACUCAAGUCAGUGAUGAAUCAGAAAGUGCUAGUCUGGAUGAAGAAGAACCAGUGGAGCUGCAGCCAGCGCAGAAAAAUGAUAAAUUAGUAGCGAAUGUUGUUCUACCACGUAAGUAUGUUGAGGAAGAGCACAUGCUUGAUUCAGGACAUUAUGAACUACAGGAAGCGCGAAGAAGAGCCGCGCGAAUAGACUUGAUGUCUGGAAACCGUUCAAUAAAUUUAGUAAGCAAUCCUACUCAAGUUAUCCAACGCCCGAUUAUUUAUAGCGACGAAAAACCAUCGGAAAUAAAAUCAUUGCCUUCUUCGGCUGAUGAAGGAUUUGAAGACGGACGUUCUGGUGACUUUGCUAAGUCCCCGUUGAUUCCUGGUAGUUUUGAAUCCGGCAACCAGAGUAGUACAAAAAAAACUAUUUCACGGCGCUUAGCGCGAGGCAAACAAAUAUUGCAGAUGAUUAAACUAGAUGUUGUUGAAUGGUCGUUAUUUGAAUGUACUCCGAUAGCUUAUGAAGAAUUUAUAAGAAUUUACGGUAAAAUAAACACGCGGCAAAUUUCAACGCAAACUAACGAAGAUAGUCUGAGUGUUGAUGUUCAAACUGAUGACAUCGAAUGUAGAAAUAUGUGGACACAGUUUCCUGUUGUUUGUAAAAGUCAUUUGAAGACUAGUGAAGACAUUAAAUUAUUUACCAGAGAAUUAAUUGGAGUCGGCGGUGAUGAUGACGAGUUGACUGAACGUCCUCACCAUGAUAUCUUGCAGCUGAACGAAUUUCUCAGCAACGCUGGCAAACUGAUGCUUGCUCUGCUCGAGGGAAAAUCUUCUUACGUCAGCAGCUUGGACAGUAAUGAAAUUCCAAUGCCAUUUAGCGAUGCAACAAUUAAAUUGUCUGUUGCAAAUGUAACAUUUUUGUCGAACAGACCGGUCACGAUGAUCCGUUACUCCGAUAUUUCAAGUAGAAUUUUAAUAACGAUCCACGAGCCAGCUGAUGAAGACAUUGAGACAGCGGCCAAUGAGUAUGUCACUGACUGCUGCAUUGGGUGUCAGUGGAAUAUCGGGGAACCAUCAAGACCAACUAAAAUUUUUUAUUCGUCUAGUAACAUCAGCGCGUGUUGCUUUCAUCCAACGAAUAAUAAUAUCAUUUUUGCUGGACUCGAAGACGGCUCGAUGAGCUUGUGGGACCUCGGAGAAGACGAAUAUUAUCAUAGAAAAAUUUUUGACAGCGACAAUAAACUCGGCUGGAUUGUCCGCAGCCCGACAUUUAACACGGGCGGUAAUUUUGAUGAUCGAACAUCGUCGUCUUCAAAGAUCGUAGCUCUGUCAGUUUUGUCAAAAGUCGAGUCAGAUUCAACGGACGCCAGGAAAUUCAUGCCGAUACAAAUUUGCAGUCUGGAUGAAGACGGAAGUUGCAUUGUCUGGAGCGUUUUUAAAAAUUUCCAAGGAGCAGCGUCAAAUGACUUGGGCCAGUCUUGGUGGGGAAAACUCCGGCUCGUUAAAAGUCACGAGAUACCACUUCACUUAGACAAGCAUUUCAAGUUAAAUAACAUCCGAGGAUUCAGAGAUAUAAAGAUUGAUAGCGUUGAUGUCAAUAGUUUGUACGUUGCUUCCAAUGUCAACAAAGUGUUGCAUGCAACACGCAUCGGAAAGAAGCCUCAGCCGUUCGCUUACAAUGGAAACGAUUGCACUGGAGGUAUGACGUGUAUUGAAAAUUGUCCUUUUAAUUUACCAUUUUUCCUGGCUGGGUGUGAAGAUGGUACUGUCUGUCUCUAUUCAUCGACAAUAGAGAGACCACUACUGAAAUUUAAAAAUUUAAAUACCACUGCCGCAAUUAAAAUUAUUCAGUGGUCACGAUCUAAACCACUGACUAUUUUUAUACUAGAUAAUGAUUCAUGCAUUCAUGUCUGGGAUCUUAGUAAAAGUGAUAUUUUUCCCACGCAUAGUAUAUCUCCUGGGAAAUAUUCCCAUGUCGACAGCAUGGAAUUGUCAUCUUGUAAAAGUAAUAAUGACUUUAUAAAUCAAUAUAUGGCUCUUGGUUUAAAUAACGGUAACGUAGAAAUUCAUAAAUUUAAUAAAGAAUUUCAGUACUCUGAUAGAAGUGAAAUUUCAACGGAAUUAAAAGUACUUAUUAAUUAUUUAUCUAUUUGUUAAAUAAUUAUUUUUUUAAUUUUAAAAUUAUCACUAAACUCCGUCCGAUAUUUCAGAAUUAAUUUUUUUUUUUGGCACCAAAGACUUGAAUUGUCAUCAGUAAUAGACUGAAAUUUUUUUAAAUUUAAAUAUUACCGCAAUU
This is a messenger RNA of Microplitis demolitor, 2944 nucleotides long. Its product is annotated as cytoplasmic dynein 2 intermediate chain 1. Gene Ontology annotation, biological process: intraciliary transport. The transcript is spliced from 3 exons. Gene Ontology annotation, cellular component: cytoplasmic dynein complex. The coding region runs from base 1 to 2805 and encodes 934 amino acids. The record is from RefSeq and is a predicted model, not a curated record. Lineage: Eukaryota; Metazoa; Arthropoda; Insecta; Hymenoptera; Braconidae. Gene Ontology annotation, molecular function: dynein light chain binding; dynein heavy chain binding.